Messenger RNA from Closterium sp. Yama58-4, 1152 nucleotides. Lineage: Eukaryota; Viridiplantae; Streptophyta; Zygnematophyceae; Desmidiales; Closteriaceae. The record is from the annotation of a GenBank genome assembly.
AUGGACGGGCAGAACAACGCGCACGCAGGCGGCGAGGCCAGUCAAGCGGGCGGUAGUGGCGAGCGGCGGGAAGUGCCGAACCGGCAGUUCUACCUGCAGGUGGCGAACGCGACGACGGCCAUGCAGGUGGUGGCCGGCGAGAUCUCCGCGCUCUGCCGCCUCGCCGCCGACGGGGUGGCCAUAUCGGCCGUCAGCCCGCUCUUCAGCACCUUCGCCGCCUUUCCCAACUUCGACCCGCUUCACUUCAAGGCCGCGGCCCUCGCAGUUGCCGCCGCUGCCUCUUCGCUCCCCGCUGCCGGAGCGAACGCUGCCCCCGGCCCAGGCUCAGCGGUCGCGGCAUCCCCCGCGGUCGCCGCCACUCCCGACGCGGCUGCUGCUAAAGCGGUUGCGGGGCCGAGCGGCGGGAAGGAGGAGAAGGCGAAGAAGGAGAAGCGGCCGCUGUCCGCCGUGCAGAUGGCGAUGACGCAGUUCCUCUCCGAGGAGCGCGACCGCCUCCUCGCGCAGGGCGCCGCCUCCACCCCCGGCCAGGCGUACCAGAUGGCGCGACGGCGGUGGAACGAAAUGCGCGAGGCGAACGGGCAGGGGAAGAAGAAGAACAAGGGGAAGAAGCCCGAUGCGGAGCACGAGGAGAAGCAUGGCGAGGAAGGCGAAGAAAAGGAGGAAGGCGAGGAAAAAGAGGAAGGUGAGGAAGUUGAGGAGGUACCGAUUCAGCUGGGCGACGCGGCGAUGGAGGAAGGUGAGGAAGGGGAGGAGAAAGAGGAGGAGAAAGAGGAGGAGAAGAAGGAUAAGAGCAAGGGCAAGGCGCGUGAAGAGGAGGAAGCAACGGGGAAGAAGUCGGGCAAGGGGAAGGAGAAGGUGGCUGAGGACAACGGCCCCGCUGGUGGCGGCAGCAGCGCGGGUGGCGGCAGCAGCGGAGGCAAGAGGCGCAAGAGGAAGCAGGGCGACGAGCGCGUGGCUACCUCGCCUGCCACCACGCCCGGGACCUCCGCUGCUGCCGCCACUGCUACCACUCCUGCUGCUGCCCGCUCUCCUGCCAGCACUCGUGCUGCUGGCACUCCGGGCGGGGAGGCGAAGGCAGGCAGCACGCCAGGCAAGCAGGCGAAGAAGAAGAAGAAGGCGCAGGGAGGGGUGACGCCGGAUAAGGCACAGUGA